GCCGGCCGGCGAUGCCGCUGGCCUCGGGGGAAGGGGUGGGGGCCGGGUGGGUGUGACCCGCUCUCCCCGCCGCCGCCGCCGUCCGCCCCGCUCACAAGGUGCCCGAGCGGCAGAGCGAGCAGCAGCAGCAGUAGCAGAGCCGCGUCCCCGCCGCCGUCCGCAGCGCCCGCCCCGCCAUGCCCAACUUCGCCGGCACUUGGAAGAUGAGGAGCAGUGAGAAUUUCGACGAGCUCCUCAAGGCGCUGGGUGUCAAUGCCAUGCUCAGGAAGGUGGCGGUGGCUGCCGCCUCCAAACCCCACGUGGAGAUCCGCCAGGAUGGGGACCAGUUCUACAUCAAAACUUCCACCACUGUCCGCACCACUGAGAUCAACUUCAAAAUCGGGGAGAGCUUUGAGGAGGAGACGGUGGAUGGACGAAAGUGCAGGAGUUUGGCCACUUGGGAGAAUGAAAACAAGAUCUAUUGCAAACAAACUCUUAUUGAGGGAGAUGGCCCCAAAACAUACUGGACUCGAGAAUUAGCUAAUGAUGAGCUGAUUUUGACCUUUGGUGCUGAUGAUGUUGUGUGCACAAGGAUUUAUGUAAGAGAGUAAAACCAUCAAUUUACUUGUCAUCUGGGAUGAAGUGGAGAACUGUGAAAACCCCCAGUAUAAUGAGUAUCUGUGUGUGCUGUUACUAAUGCAGUGUUGUAUGUGACCGUGUGUGUUAUAUCUGAACCCAUACCCUCUGUUAAGUGUAUUUUGCUUUCAUUUUUCAUCGCAGACACUAUUCCUUCUCACUUUUAUGCCAUCGUUUUUUGUGUCUGCUUUGUAUUUUGUAGUUCUCACUUCAUACGGUUUCAUCAAUUAUUAAACUUAUUGGGCUUAACUCACA
Molecule: messenger RNA, 870 nt
Organism: Strigops habroptila (Kakapo)
Lineage: Eukaryota; Metazoa; Chordata; Aves; Psittaciformes; Psittacidae
Gene: CRABP1
Product: cellular retinoic acid binding protein 1
Exons: 4
Coding region: 177-590 (137 amino acids)
Biological process (GO): fatty acid transport
Cellular component (GO): cytosol; nucleus
Molecular function (GO): fatty acid binding
Source: RefSeq, a predicted model, not a curated record